AUGACUGCUGAUGGUCCAGUGGCCGUUAAACUCGUUCUUGUAGGCGAUGGAGGCACUGGUAAAACAACGUUUGUGAAGCGUCAUCUGACGGGAGAGUUCGAAAAGAAGUACGUUGCCACUUUGGGUGUGGAAGUUCAUCCUUUAUCUUUCCAUACUAACCGCGGGGAGAUUCAGUUUAAUGUGUGGGAUACUGCUGGCCAAGAAAAAUUUGGUGGUCUUCGUGAUGGAUACUAUAUUCAAGGCCAGUGUGCCAUCAUCAUGUUUGACGUUACUAGUCGUGUUACUUACAAAAACGUGCCUAACUGGCAUCGCGAUCUUGUUCGCGUCUGUGAAAAUAUUCCCAUUGUUCUUUGUGGUAACAAAGUGGACAUAAAGGAUCGGAAAGUCAAGGCCAAGACCAUUACUUUUCACAGGAAAAAGAAUCUUCAGUACUACGAUAUUUCAGCCAAGUCAAAUUACAAUUUCGAGAAGCCUUUUCUCUGGCUCGCUCGGAAAUUGUUUGGUGAUCCCAACCUCGAGUUUGUAGCCAUGCCAGCUCUUCAACCUCCAGAUAUACAAAUGGACCAGAAUUUGGCGCAGGCUUAUGAACUCGAACUUCAAAUGGCUGCGCAGGCUCCAUUGCCAGACGAAGGAGACGAAGAUCUCUGA
Hydatigera taeniaeformis is the source of this 648-nucleotide messenger RNA. The record is from the annotation of a GenBank genome assembly. Lineage: Eukaryota; Metazoa; Platyhelminthes; Cestoda; Cyclophyllidea; Taeniidae.